Molecule: messenger RNA, 5757 nt
Organism: Microtus ochrogaster (prairie vole)
Lineage: Eukaryota; Metazoa; Chordata; Mammalia; Rodentia; Cricetidae
Gene: Sema5a
Product: semaphorin 5A
Biological process (GO): neural crest cell migration; axon guidance; positive regulation of cell migration
Cellular component (GO): plasma membrane
Molecular function (GO): semaphorin receptor binding; chemorepellent activity
Source: RefSeq, a predicted model, not a curated record
CAUCCAGCGGGGCUCUACUCGCCGGGAAGGCGGCGCCGGCGCCGGCGGCUCACGCUGUGCCCACUCCCGGGUGCUGUGCUCCGGUAGCGGGUGGGCUUCUCAAACCGUGACCGGCCGCGGCCCCUGCAGAGAGGUGGCCUCUGCAUCACAGUUUCUCAUUGCGGGGACGCUCCAGCACGUGCGACCCUUCUUUGGGGGUGUUCUUACUAGCGGCUGCCUAGCAGAGGGCACCCAACUUUGCCACCUUGAGGGUCGCCCUCGCUCAACGCGAGCUUGCUUGCUCAGCUGCACAACUAGGGACUCCGUGCUCCUGGCGGCGGAGCUGGUCCCCAGCCCGGCGCGCUGCGAGCAGAGGAUAGCUCUGGAGAAGUGGCGGGGAGCAGUAGCGGCAGCUGCCUCGAUUUCCCUUGCAGCGCUCUGAAGAGGAUCCUUGGAGCCCCUCCAGGCCCCGGGCGCUGGAUGACUGGCAGGAGAAACGCUCCCCGCAUCUGGUGAGCCUGCUCCCCACCGCGUCCCUGGGUGUCGUGGCUGAGACCCUGUGCGGGUGAACUAGACCUGGGGCAACACUGGACUGUCUGUGGGUGGUAUAGGUCUCGGUUAGGGUUACUCUGCAGGCAGCUGGGUGGGGACAGCCCGGCAGCCGCUCGAGUAGGAAUAGGACCACCGUCAGUGCGGAGGCGGUCGCAGUGGAGGUAGUGCACGGGCUGGAAGUUUGCGUCCUAGCCUUUGCCCAGAUCCGAGCGUGCCUUGGAAAGGAGUUGGAGUGUCCGGGUGUGCGAUCGGACAGUGGGCGAGCCUGAACCUCGGCCAGCACCUCUCAGGGCUGGUGUGUGAAAACUCGGCGUGGGUGCCCAUGUGGCUGUCCAGUUCAGUGUGAUUCAUGACGGAGGACUUGCCGCUGUACCCUCUCUCUCCUCGGUACUUUUCACACAUGAGGAGAAGGUGAGCUUCGUAGAAGACACGUUCCCAGAGUCAGAGACCCCUUGCCCACCAUGAAGGGAGCCUGCAUCCUUGCAUGGCUGUUCUCAAGCCUGGGAGUGUGGAGACUCGCCCGCCCUGAGACCCAGGAUCCCACCCAGUGCCAGAGAGCCGAGCAUCCUGUCAUCUCCUACAACGAAAUUGGCCCCUGGUUACGGGAGUUCAGAGCAGAGAAUGCUGUGGAUUUCUCGAGGUUAACAUUUGACCCAGGACAGAAGGAACUUAUCGUAGGAACAAGGAACUAUCUCUUCAGAUUACAGCUUGAAGAUCUGUCUCUCAUUCAGGCUGUGGAGUGGGAGUGUGAUGAAGCUACCAAGAAGGCCUGUUACAGCAAGGGCAAAUCGAAGGAGGAAUGCCAGAAUUAUAUCAGAGUGCUCUUGGUGGGCGGGGACCGGCUAUUCACCUGCGGGACCAAUGCUUUCACACCUGUCUGUACCAUCCGCUCGUUAAACAACCUGACUGAGAUCCACGAGCAGAUCAGCGGCAUGGCACGCUGUCCUUACAGUCUCCAGCACAAUUCAACAGCUCUGCUCACUGCCAGUGGGGAGCUUUAUGCUGCAACCGCCAUGGACUUCCCAGGGAGAGAUCCGGCCAUUUACAGAAGUCUGGGUUCACUGCCUCCUCUUCGAACUGCACAGUACAACUCCAAAUGGCUCAAUGAACCAAACUUUGUGUCUUCUUAUGACAUUGGCAACUUCACUUACUUCUUCUUCCGAGAAAAUGCUGUGGAGCAUGACUGCGGGAAGACCGUGUUCUCCAGGGCUGCCCGGGUCUGCAAGAACGAUAUCGGAGGGCGAUUCCUCCUGGAGGACACCUGGACCACCUUCAUGAAGGCUCGCCUCAACUGCUCCCGGCCUGGGGAGGUGCCGUUCUACUACAAUGAGCUGCAGGGCACCUUCUUCCUGCCAGAGCUGGACCUGAUCUAUGGCAUCUUCACCACCAACGUGAACAGCAUCGCUGCCUCUGCUGUGUGUGUCUUCAACCUGAGUGCCAUCUCGCAGGCCUUCAAUGGACCUUUCAAGUACCAGGAGAACUCUCGCUCAGCCUGGCUCCCUUAUCCCAACCCCAACCCAAAUUUUCAGUGCGGCACCAUGGACCAGGGCCUGUAUGUAAACCUGACAGAAAGAAACCUACAGGACGCUCAGAAGUUCAUUCUGAUGCAUGAGGUGGUACAGCCAGUGACCACUGUGCCCUCCUUCAUGGAGGACAACAGCCGCUUCUCCCACGUGGCCGUCGACGUGGUGCAGGGCAGGGACACACUCGUCCACAUCAUCUAUCUGGCCACAGAUUAUGGCACCAUCAAGAAAGUACGGGCUCCCCUGAGUCAGACCUCAGGCAGCUGUUUACUGGAAGAAAUCGAGCUUUUCCCAGAGAGGAGGAGGGAGCCCAUCAGGAGCCUGCAAAUCCUCCACAGCCAGAGCGUCCUGUUUGUGGGACUACAGGAACAUGUAGCCAAGAUCCCACUGAAGAGGUGCCACUUCCACCAAACACGCAGUGCCUGCAUUGGUGCCCAGGACCCGUACUGUGGCUGGGAUGUGGUGAUGAAGAAGUGCACGAGCCUGGAGGAGAGUCUGAGCAUGAUGCAGUGGGAGCAGAGCAUCUCCACCUGUCCGACCAGAAACCUCACUGUGGAUGGGAGCUUUGGCCCGUGGUCUCCAUGGACACCCUGUACACACACAGAUGGCACUGCUGUGGGAUCCUGCCUCUGCCGGUUGCGCUCCUGUGACAGCCCAGCUCCACGGUGUGGUGGCUGGCAGUGUGAGGGCCCUAGGAUGGAGAUCACCAACUGUUCCAGGAACGGAGGCUGGACUCCCUGGACCUCUUGGUCACCCUGCAGCACUACCUGUGGCAUUGGCUUCCAGGUGCGGCAACGGUCCUGCAGCAACCCCACACCCAGGCAUGGAGGCCGCGUGUGUGUGGGCCAGAACCGGGAGGAAAGAUACUGCAAUGAACAUCUGCUCUGCCCACCGCAUGUCUUCUGGACAGGCUGGGGACCUUGGGAGCGGUGCACGGCCCAGUGCGGGGGUGGCAUUCAAGCCCGUCGUAGGACCUGUGAAAAUGGGCCCGACUGUGCAGGAUGUAAUGUGGAGUACCAGCCCUGUAACACUAACGCGUGCCCAGAGCUGAAGAAGACCACGCCGUGGACGCCCUGGACACCUGUGAACAUCUCGGACAACGGUGGUCACUAUGAGCAGCGCUUCCGAUACACUUGUAAAGCCCGCCUGCCGGAUCCCAACCUGCUGGAAGUGGGGAGGCAGAGGAUUGAAAUGCGGUACUGUUCCAGUGAUGGUACCAGCGGCUGCUCCACAGAUGGACUUUCUGGAGACUUUCUACGAGCGGGAAGAUACUCUGCCCAUACUGUCAAUGGGGCCUGGUCAGCCUGGACUUCCUGGUCCCAGUGCAGCCGAGACUGCAGCAGAGGCAUUCGGAACCGGAAGCGUGUUUGCAACAACCCAGAACCCAAGUAUGGGGGCAUGCCAUGCCUUGGCCCGUCUCUGGAAUUCCAGGAGUGCAACAUUUUACCCUGUCCAGUGGAUGGUAUGUGGUCCUGCUGGUCAUCCUGGUCUAAAUGCUCAGCAACCUGCGGGGGUGGACACUACAUGAGAACCCGUUCUUGUACGAAUCCAGCCCCAGCCUACGGAGGGGACAUCUGCCUGGGACUGCACACGGAGGAGGCACUCUGCAAUACACAGACCUGUCCAGAGAGCUGGUCAGAGUGGUCCGAAUGGUCUGUGUGUGAUGCCUCUGGCAUCCAGGUCCGUGCUCGGCAGUGUAUUCUUCUGUUUCCUGUGGGCAGCCAGUGUUCUGGAAAUACCACAGAGAGUCGGCCAUGUGUGUUUGACUCUAAUUUCAUCCCAGAAGUGUCUGUGGCAAGAUCCAGCAGCGUGGAAGAGAAACGGUGUGGAGAGUUCAACAUGUUCCACAUGAUGGCCGUGGGACUCAGCAGUUCCAUCCUCGGCUGCCUCCUUACCCUGCUUGUCUACACCUACUGCCAGCGGUACCAGCAGCAGUCCCAUGAUGCAACUGUCAUCCACCCUGUCUCCCCUGCUGCUCUCAACAGCAGCAUAACUAACCACAUCAACAAACUGGAGAAAUAUGAUUCAGUGGAGGCCAUCAAGGCAUUUAACAAAAACAACUUGAUCCUAGAGGAGAGAAACAAAUACUUCAGCCCCCAUCUCACUGGGAAGACCUAUUCCAACGCCUACUUUACAGAUCUCAACAAUUAUGACGACUACUAGCUGCUCUUUCGCUUCUGGCUCCUUGGAAACUCUCUGCUUCCCAAAGCCGUGCUCCAUGACUGCCCUUGUUUCUGAGGCUUCAGAGAUAAAGUGUGGAUCCAUUUCAAGUGCAUUUCAAGUCAGGACUUUCCCAUCGCUACAAAAGAUGCACACCCCUAGGCACCUACGUGUUGGGCUGUGGCAGUCUGGUCUGCAGCGAACAUUUGAUUGUUGCUAAGUGAGCCGUGCUGUGAAGUUUCGCAUUGUGCUCCUCCCAGACUCUAACUGGUCUCUUGUUUCAUGAGUUUAAUUUCAUAAAUGUGCCAACCAUGUUAGAAAGUGUCUUCAGAAAUGUAACAUCUUCAUGCAGGGCUUCGUGAUGUUUUAAUUUGAAAACAGACAAACAAACAACAAAAAGCCAGGCACUUUAUCUGGGAGAUCCCUUCCCUCGCAGGGUCCAUUGUAAUUCAAAGAAUGAAGAUAUGACUGUGGCCAACUCUCCCAACCUGGGUUACUCGGUGGGUUCUUGGAAAGAGCUUGCUUGCACUAGAAGUGAUUCCUGCCCAGGGAAGACCAGGAUCCCGCCUGCCCGGGACCUGCCGAGUUGUGGUCCCCUUGCUGUGGUCUGGGAUCCUGACUGUCAUCACUGUGCAGCGGACACAUGAAACAGAGAACAGACAGCGAGAUACACAGCAGUGUUCUGCGGUUUGCAGCGAAACUAGCCUUACUCCGACUUUCCGAUUCUGUGGCAUUCCAGGGAGCUCCUUGCCAUGCUAUAGGCCUGCAGGCCACCGGCCUGGGCAGUGGGACUGUGCCGAAGAGCCAGUCCUAGCAUUGGGGUACACUCCGUGCCCUUCUCUCCCUCCCUGUGAAAAAAGUUCUUGAGCAUUAUGAUGCCAGUUAUGGAAAACUUUGAAAGUACCAAACUGUAUGGAAAGCUACUCUUUAUUUUUCUGUGUUAUGCAGUGUUGAGUGAACUGAUGUUUAUUGACAAACAUUUUUUUGUAUUCAGCAUCUUUGAUGUGUUUAAUGUUCAUCAAUGGGCCCCUAUCAAGAGCAUUAAAGGUGUCUAAAGCUGUUCUCCUGGACCUUAGCACGGUCACACUGGACUGACACUCCAGUACCCUGGUCCCCUUGUUCGUUCCCUGUUGCCCCCAGUCUGGAGGAGGCAGAGGCUCUGGCAACUUUACAUCAGUGCUGUCUUCCUGUGCAUCCUGCCUAGCGGGUCCCACUUCUGCCCCAAGGCAGUAGCAGUCAAAAUGUACCUUGAGAGGUCACAGGCACUCUAGUGACCCUUCUGCUCUCAGUCAUGGGGGACUGUUGAAGGAGACUCAUUACCAGCUGAUACAGAGUAUAUGGGUAUUGAUUGAAUGCUUUUGAAAAGCAAUGACAAACUAGUUUGUGCCCCUAGCCACUAUGGCAAAGACCUGAGUAGGCACUCAUACGUGUGUUUACGAGAAAAUAAACUUUCACAUCUAUGCAAACGUGUAGCAUGGGGAGGAGAGAUUACAGGGUUUUAUGAGUGUGUUUCCCCUAUCAAAUAUAAAGAAACAAUCUCAGA